UUGAAGAACGAAACGCGUGCAUCGAGCUACAUUGGCGCGACAUCACGCGGUAACCAUGUAACCCACCACGCUACGACAUUAUAAUCUGUCAAGUGUUGCGUUGAGGUACGAGGUACAACACCAAACCACAUUUUUUUUGCUCCUGCUACAAACGGAAAUUACAUGUUGGAUUUGAGUCCGUAAGAAGCACGACAUGUUCUUCAGUGUCUGGUUGGGAGGCAACAACACAUUUCUAGCCAAUAAUAAUUGUAUGGUGCGGAAUCUGGUACAACACCUGAGGAUAAAAUGCGGCGUCACGGAUGAAAAAGUGGUGCUUGAUUUGGCCGAUGAGGAAGGCAACUUACAAAAUCUGGGUGAUUACAACCCUCGGUUUCCCGCUGCGAGACUCCUGCAACCCAAAGUCACCUACAUCCCCAUCCUCAUUGAACGAAAUGAUGACAACACACUCAAACCGUUCACACCAAUGGUCAAACGCGUCACGAAAGAUCCCGAUUUCAUGAAGAAUUUAAUGGAGCAAUACGAACGACGCGAGCUUGCAAGGACAGGGGGCAAGCAAGCCCGUCUAGAACCGGUCAAAGAGGGCGAGAAAGGUCCAGCCGCUACCACCAAGGGGAACGUCAAGGGGGCAGCCGCGACCCCCAAAAAUCCAAAAGGGGGAGGGGGUACCCGGUCCAAAUCGACAAGAUAAAAGGGGACAGAGAUUUUAGAUUGGAUGUAG
Messenger RNA from Patiria miniata (bat star), 718 nucleotides. RefSeq lists its product as uncharacterized. The record is from RefSeq and is a predicted model, not a curated record. NCBI's taxonomy places the organism in Eukaryota, Metazoa, Echinodermata, Asteroidea, Valvatida, Asterinidae. The transcript is spliced from 5 exons. The coding region runs from base 194 to 688 and encodes 164 amino acids.